CUUUCCGCGAGGUGCAACAUCGAGAUUGGGGUACAAUUCACGAACGAUGGCUUUCUCAACAGUCGAGAGAGGUUCGCCAAACACCAUGGACUACAGGAUGUAUUUUCGAAAGGGAGACAAGUACAUCUCACCCUUCCAUGAUAUCCCCAUGUUUGCGGAUGAGGCCAACCGUGUUUACAACAUGGUCGUGGAAGUGCCUCGCUGGACAAAUGCAAAGAUGGAGAUAAACACUAAGGAGCCCCUGAACCCCAUCAAGCAGGAUAUAAAGAAGGGGAAGCUACGCUAUGUCCACAACUGCUUCCCCUUUCAUGGAUAUAUCUGGAACUAUGGCGCCAUCCCACAGACUUGGGAGGACCCAAACCACGUAGAUAACAGGACCAACUGCAAGGGAGACCAUGAUCCCAUUGAUAUCUGCGAGAUUGGUUAUCGGGUGGCAAAGCGAGGCGAGGUGAUACAAGUAAAGGUCCUCGGCAUUGUGGCACUGAUAGACCAGGGGGAAACUGACUGGAAGCUGCUUGCUAUUGAUGUCAAUGAUCCUAUGACAAAGGACCUAAAUGAUGUUGGAGAUAUUGAAAAGCUCAUGCCCGGUCUUCUAAAGGCAACUACUCAAUGGUUUCGCAUCUAUAAGAUUCCCGAUGGCAAGCCAGAGAACCAGUUUGCAUUUAACGGUGAAGCUAAGAACAAGGAGUUUGCAGAGGAAGUCAUUGCGGAAACGCAUGAUUUCUGGAAGGCACUGGUGCAACGCUCUGAUACUUCUCCAAUAAACUGCUCUAAUACUGUCCACACUGGGUCUCCACACCAUAUUAGUAAUGACGAAGCUACUGCCAUAGUCAAUUCUACACCAGAGCUUGGUCCUGAUGCUGGCAGGGAUGAUAUUGUGGACAAGUGGCACUUUGUCUGCCUCAAGUGAAUGCCCUUUGGUCCCAUCAAUGGACACUUUGAAGACACCUGCGUGCAAUAAAUCUGCCUCAUGGAAAA
This is a messenger RNA of Rhipicephalus sanguineus (brown dog tick), 978 nucleotides long. Its product is annotated as inorganic pyrophosphatase. The transcript has 10 exons. The record is from RefSeq and is a predicted model, not a curated record. Gene Ontology annotation, molecular function: magnesium ion binding; inorganic diphosphate phosphatase activity. Gene Ontology annotation, cellular component: cytoplasm. Gene Ontology annotation, biological process: phosphate-containing compound metabolic process. Bases 47 to 910 code for a protein of 287 amino acids. NCBI's taxonomy places the organism in Eukaryota, Metazoa, Arthropoda, Arachnida, Ixodida, Ixodidae.